Vicia faba (fava bean) is the source of this 642-nucleotide messenger RNA. The record is from the annotation of a GenBank genome assembly. Lineage: Eukaryota; Viridiplantae; Streptophyta; Magnoliopsida; Fabales; Fabaceae.
AUGUUCAAUUCAAUUCUUCUUCUCGUUCCUAUCAUCCAUGCAUUGUUGUUUACCUCUGUCAAUUCAAUGCGGUUUACCCUCAAAUCAGGUGAACCCAAAUGUAUCAGUGAGGAUAUCAAAGGAAAUGCCAUGACCGUCGGUAAUUACUCCGUCGUUAAUCCCGGUGAAGAAGGGUAUCCAAUUCCUGAUUCUCACAAGAUAACUGUCAGGGUUCGAUCACCUUAUGGGAAUAAUUUCCAUUUUGGGAAUCAUGUGGGUUCUGGUAAUUUUGCAUUUACAACAACUGAAGCGGGUGACUACACAGCUUGUUUUUCAGUGCUGGAACGCAAACCGGCGAUAACUGUCACGAUAGAUUUUGAGUGGAGAACUGGUACGGCGGAGAAGUACUGGUAUAAGAUUGCGAAAAAAGAUCAGGUUGAGGUAAUGGAAUACGAGUUACGUAGGUUGUAUGAGAGUGUCUCAUUCAUCCACGAUGAGAUGUUUUAUCUUCGUGGAAGGGAGGAAGAGAUGCAAGAUCUUAACAGAACGACUGAUAAUAAGAUGUUUACAUUCAUUUUUCUUUCUAUCACAGUUUGCUUGUCUGUUGCUGGUUUGCAACUAUGGCAUUUGAAGACAUUCUUUGAGAGAAAGAAGCUUCUCUAA